AUGGUUCCCAGAAAACGCUUCAGACCACUUGAAUUGAUGUCACCGACACAUUCUAAGAGAAAAGUUCAAAAACCUCUUCAGGAGAAGACUACGAACCUGAGGGUCUCCCCACUUAAUUCUAAAAUAGGUAAGGAUAUCAGAAGCAAGGAGAGCAGGAAAACGAGAAAGACUGGUUCAGAGAACAUAUUCAAUUCGAAACAUGUCGAUUUAAGAAUGGAAAGCCCGCUUCCAGGCUUAAAUUUUGUAAGUGACUCUCAAAAGAGCCCAGAGGCCCCAGAAAUACGAUGUCUAAGCAACAAAUCUAGCCAUACCUUGAAAAAUGAAAGACAAACAAUAAAUGCUCCUUUAUUCGAUAACUCAUUGAGGUUUGAGGACAUCGAGCAGCCCCCAAAAUCUACUUCAACACCGGUUCUUUCUCAAUCAUCUCAGAUAAAUUUAGAAGGAGAGCCGCCUAUGUUUUCAGUUCCUUAUUAUAUUGCUCCAUCUCCCAUGUAUAAUUUAAACCCGUAUCAAAAUUUUACUGGUAAUCCUAUAUUCUUUACACCCUAUUAUAACCCAAGCUUAAAUUAUGCUAUUCCAAUUCAACGGCCAGAAUUGCUAUAUCCAAAUGUUAACAUGUAUGGUUCGCCACUGUUAAAAAAAGCCAGACUUCCUCCCCAAGUGCAAAGCCGGGAUAAAGAACAAAAUUUCGAGUAUCUUCCUAUAUUUCCGGUCUCGAUUUCUAACAAUGGGGAUUUUGUUGGUCAAGAAAUGCCGAGGUUGACGUCAGAGCGAAACAAAAGAAGACUUUCAAACUCCCUUGAUGUAGAUUGUUCUGAAUAUGAGUCUAGCGGGCAAAAAGCAACUUGCCACGAUAGUAGAUCUUCUCUUGAUUAA
Messenger RNA from Saccharomyces mikatae IFO 1815, 876 nucleotides. It is a transcript of the gene SPO13, whose product is annotated as Spo13p. The record is from RefSeq and is a predicted model, not a curated record. The transcript has a single exon. NCBI's taxonomy places the organism in Eukaryota, Fungi, Ascomycota, Saccharomycetes, Saccharomycetales, Saccharomycetaceae. The coding region runs from base 1 to 876 and encodes 291 amino acids.